Messenger RNA from Amyelois transitella, 1202 nucleotides. It is a transcript of the gene Mtch, whose product is annotated as mitochondrial carrier homolog 2-like. The coding region runs from base 99 to 992 and encodes 297 amino acids. The transcript has a single exon. Lineage: Eukaryota; Metazoa; Arthropoda; Insecta; Lepidoptera; Pyralidae. The record is from RefSeq and is a predicted model, not a curated record.
UGUCAAUGCUGUCAUCUGUUUAUCUAAUCUAUGGAUUGGACAGUCAUUUUUAAUUUCAGAAGGUUCCACUAAAAUUUAAACUAUUUUAAUUGUAAAAAAUGGACGAAAUUGAGAAAGAAAAAAUUGCAGCCCUGCCGUCCCAACUGCUGGUCACUACAAUUUGUCAUCCCAUGGAAUAUGCAAAAGUGUUGAUCCAACUGGGCUACGAACCUAUGCCUCCCCGCCGGUCUACAACACUUUUUGGACGUCCAGCAAUGGUGUUACCUAAUGUAUUUCAGUAUAUCAAAUAUAUCAAAACAUCAGACGGCUUCUUUGGCUGCUAUCGUGGACUGUCGGCCCGAAUUUUGGGCCUCAUUGCAUCUAGUCAGCUGACAUCGAAAGUGAUUUACGCUUGUGGUAUCAACCUCCCUGAAAUCAAUGACCCACCCAACAUUGUGACUGACGAAGAGCCUAAACUAGAAGACUACAUCAAGCUCGGCCGUCGAGACAUGAUAAUGCACACUGCGUCUGCCAUUGUAUCUUAUCCAUUCCAUGUUGUGUCCAUCAGAAUGAUGGCAUCAUUCAUCGGCAAAGAGGAAGACUACAGCAGCCUAAUUGGGGCAAUUGUUGCAAUAUAUAGAGAUGAUGGAAUUUGUGGUUUCUUCCACGGUGUGGUUCCUAAAGUUUUUGCAGAUUUGACAUGUGUAGCGGUGACUGGUAUCUUGGCCUACUAUGUCAAUAAAUAUUUGGUGAAAACUAAAGACUUGAGGUAUUACACAGUUCCACUGUUAACAUUUAUCACAAGUACAAUCACAUACCCACUGGUUGUAGUGACAACUUGUAUGGCGGUGGCUGGCUCUAGCCUUAAGGCUGGUAAUCCACCAUUGAUGCCUGCAUACCCGAAUUGGCAGACUUGUUGGAGGGACUUGCUUAGAAACAAGCAACACAAGAGAGGCUCCUCUCUUAUAUUUAGGUACUACAUUGCACCGAUUGCAGCCAUGCAGAUCCAAUAAAGCCUAGUGAUCCUAAUGAGAAAUGCAUUUAUCUAUUUGGAUUUAUUUGCUAAGUGUUAUUCCACAAUCACCAAAGUAGUCGCCUCCUGUAGAGAGUGAAAUAUGUAAAGUGAGUGUAAAUAAUUUAGUAUAAUUGGUGUAUCAUGUGGAUACUGUUUUUUGUUGAGUCGAGUUGUGGUUAUAUUAAUAAAUAUAUUUUUUCUUUGUCAA